This is a messenger RNA of Colletotrichum godetiae, 630 nucleotides long. RefSeq lists its product as uncharacterized. The record is from RefSeq and is a predicted model, not a curated record. Lineage: Eukaryota; Fungi; Ascomycota; Sordariomycetes; Glomerellales; Glomerellaceae. The transcript has 2 exons. The coding region runs from base 1 to 630 and encodes 209 amino acids.
AUGCCGAUCCCGGACUUUGCCAACGAGGCAAUCUUCCCAAUCUUCGAGGGCCUCCCCAUCGAGGAACCCGGCGCCGCCGAUCCACCCUCCUACGCCGCAUCCUCGGAACCGCCCUCCUACGCGCCGCCCGCGCCGGCCCCUUCCGACCCGCCAUCCUACACGGACUCCCAAUCGGGCUCCGGCUCCGCUAAAGCCUCCGCCUCUGCCUCUUCCGCCUCCUCAUCGACGGCAGUCACGAGACCAUCCCCCUCCGCUCACGACGCCCGCGAAGAAUGGUUCCUGAUAGCACAGGUCAAACAAAACAUGACCAUUACCAAACCCACGCUCGUGGUCGUCGAUCGUCAGCAGACGGAGUUCGCCGUCACCUUUGAGGACCGCGGUAUCGAUUUGCGGCCUGUCAAGGGCGGGUGGACGAUUGUUGUGCCGCGCGGGGUGAGGACUGCGCCCAAGGGCGGGAAGAGGGGGUUUGUGAGGGUGCCGGAGGGGAAGGGGACGGGGGUGAAGUAUAUUCCUGGCGGGCUGGAACAGAUUGGGGAGCUGGGGGCGAGGGACUGCCAGAAGGAGGACUGGAAGAAGCACAAGGGGGACUGCAAGGUUCUCAAGGCCAUGGCGAACGCGUGGGGGAUAUGA